GUGCGCUGAGCAUGUACGCCAUCAAUUACCGCUUGUAGUUAUAUAGAUAUAUUGCAGAGUGUUCAAACAGUGUUGUUUUCAGUUUUCCUCUUAGCAAAAUCCGAAUCUGCUUUAUUCGCUUGGUUAUACCGAGAAAUUCCCUACACGUAAGAUAACUUCCAUAUCUAGCCCUUGACAGGUUACUACACUAUCACAUAAGAAUUAAUAUAAACACCUUCGCACGUUUCUAGUACAAUAUGCGGAUCAAGCAGAGGCUGCUAGUGCUAUCAAAUACAGCUGCUGAUAGACCCCUCACCAGCGAUAACCUGUAUGCAAUGGAGGUCAUCGGUGAACGGCUGCAUGAUAUUGCAGAGGAAAUGGUACUUAAACACAAAUACGACAAAGAGAUCAAGAAGAACGGCCGCCUGGUGAUCAACCACCUGCAUGAGAUGUACGACACCCCCAUAGACUACCUCAAGGUAGUGCUACUGACACGCGCCUACGAACUACUGCCAGGCGAAUACCAGCCACGCACAGCAGCACGCCGUCCCUCGGCCACGGCACUCAAGAGGGCAGUGUACAGCGCAGAUGAGUGCAAACGCAUGGAUCGGGAGAGGAGAGAGAGAGAGAAGGCAAGCAGGAAGUGUCUGGGCUGCAACAAGCGGUUUACGGCGAUGAGUGUGGUGAAGCCGGGCUCGGGUGGGGAGCUUUCGGCGGUGGAGUCGAUACCGUCGUGGACUGAGGAGAGCGGAGGUAGGGGGAUGGACGAGGUAGGUAUGGCUGACGAGAACAGUGCAGAGGGGGGUUGCGAAGAGGCUAAUAAUAGAACAGAUACCUACACCCCAACCAGUUUACCGGAUGUGGAGAUAUCGCAUCCAGCUGCACAGUCCGAGCCAAAGGAGACCCCCAAAAGUACUAGAGUGCCUACCCCCAGUAAACGCAGUAGAAAACCGCGCGUAAGGCUGGGUGUGGUGAGUGGGGGGGAGAUAGACUCAGAGGACGAGGUCUCCCAUUCGGAUAGCAGCGCUAGUGCGUGUAGUAGCGACAGCGGGCGAAGGCGAUACACCAGUAGCAGGACGGCGAGCAAAGUAUAAAGGCAAGCACAGACUUUCCAGAUGGUGUACAAGAAUCAAUUAUGAGUUUAAUGUUUGUGUGAGACUCUUAGUGGGUGGUUACUUGACCUGAAUUGGACAACAGGCUACACCCAAAAUUACAAUGUUCGAUCUAGGAUUGCCUUUGUGGCGCGGUGGUUUUUGGUUUCAAAUUAUUUUUCGAUUUCUCGCACCAUUCCACUGAGUGUUUGUUUUCGUCACAGCAGAGCUAAACGAUCACAUGUUCUCUUUCUCUGAUCCGUUUGCGUUAUAUCUCCGCGUAGGUACAUCUUUAUACAUACCCGUAUGCCCCACACUAUCGUUUGCCCCUUUGGCGCUGGUACUAUGCGCGUCAAAGUGCCCUUCCUGGUCAAAGUACGCACCCCGCGGACUUGGACCGUCCCCCACCAUACCUUGCUUAGAUAUACCUGCCUUAGCCUUACCCGGCAUAGGUACACCUUGUUGGCUCAUCUCCGCGCGCUCGCCCGUUAGCUUGCGCCCAAUCAGAGCCAUUAGAUUCUCAGCCGACACCUUCUUCUGCAGUGCUACGUCGUUCCGGGGACUUACUCUCACAUUCAACUCUCUUCUGCCAAGCACAGGCGCUGUGCUUACACGCACGUAUUCGUUGUCCGAUGCAUGCACAUCCUCGCCGCAAAUGUUCCGAAGUGUGUCUCCGCUACCCCGCAGCUCACCCCCAACAUUGGUACUGUUCUCGAUGUGCAUUUUGUCCGCCACUACACCCGGAGAAAUAAAUUUGGUUCGAGUGAUCGGGCCACCUCGGUUCCCAUAGUCCACCUUCGGUGCUGCACCCAUUCGACCACUAUCGCUCUGGCCCACAUUUUGCCCCUCAAGGUGAGGCGGAUGUCCGAAUUCC
Messenger RNA from Sphaeroforma arctica JP610, 1944 nucleotides. RefSeq lists its product as hypothetical. Lineage: Eukaryota; Ichthyosporea; Ichthyophonida. The record is from RefSeq and is a predicted model, not a curated record. The transcript is spliced from 2 exons. Bases 237 to 1073 code for a protein of 278 amino acids.